Molecule: messenger RNA, 3336 nt
Organism: Olea europaea var. sylvestris
Lineage: Eukaryota; Viridiplantae; Streptophyta; Magnoliopsida; Lamiales; Oleaceae
Exons: 5
Biological process (GO): DNA integration
Molecular function (GO): zinc ion binding; nucleic acid binding
Source: RefSeq, a predicted model, not a curated record
GAGGAGUUGGAUGGAAAUCUAGGAAAUAUAAAGAUGACCAUUCCUUCAUUCAAAGGAAGGAGUGAUCCCGAAGCAUAUCUGGAGUGGGAGAGAAAGGUUGAGAUGAUCUUCGAAUGUUAUAAUUAUUCGGAGGAGAAGAAGGUGAAGUUAGCGAUUUUAGAGUUCAGUGACUAUGCCAUUUCAUGGUGGGACCAAGUGGUUACUUCACAACGUAGGAGUGGGGGAAGACCAGUUAGCACUUGGGAAGAAUUGAAGUCAUUGAUGAGAAAGAGGUUUGUUCCUAGCCACCAUUAUCGAGAUAUCCAUCAAAAACUGCAAGGCCUAUAUCAAGGGUCGAAAAGUGUAGAAGAUUACCAUAAGGAGAUGGAAAUACUCAUGAUUAGGGCUAAUGUGGUGGAGGAUCGAGAGGCUACCAUGGCUCGAUUUUUGAAUGGUUUGAAUAGGGAAAUUGCCAAUGUAGUAGAGUUGCAACAUUAUGUGGAGUUGGAAGACAUGUUGCAUGUGGCUAUGAAGGUGGAGAGACAGUUGAAGAGGAAAGGGAUAGCUAGGCAACCGAUAGGAACUUCGAGUGCAAAUCCAUCUUGGAAACCGAGAUGGAACAACAACAACAACAACAACAACAAUAAGGUUGAUAAAGCUAUACCUAAGGGUAGGAAUGAAUGGAAAAAAGGAAAAGAGGAAAGUGCUAGGAAAAUAGCACCCAAAACUGAUUCACAACCAUCAAGAAACCGAGACAUCAAGUGUUUCAGAUGUUUGGGGUCCGGGCACAUCGCUUCUCAAUGCCCAAAUAAAUGGGUAAUGGUGUUGUUGGAUAAUGGAGAAGUGGUGAGUGAAAGUGAAGGUGAGUAUGAUGACAUGCCUGCAUUGGAGGACGUUGAAAAGGAAGAAAAAUUGGAGUUUGCUGUUGGAGAAUCAUUGGUGUCACGGAGAGCUCUUAACACUCAAGUCAAAGUGGAUGAUUCGGAGCAGCAGCGAGAAAAUAUCUUCCAUACACGUUGUUACGCCAACGAUAAGGUAUGUAGCAUGGUAAUUGAUGGUGGGAGUUACACGAAUAUAGCUAGCACAACUAUAGUUGAGAAACUAGGACUAGCAUUGUUAAGACACCCUAGGCCUUAUAAGUUACAAUGGUUGAAUGAUAGUGGGAAAGUUAAGGUGAAUCGAAGGGUCCUAAUUAAUUUUUCGAUUGGAAGUUAUAGUGACAAAGUAGUUUGUGAUGUGGUGCCUAUGCAUGUGGGACAUAUAUUGUUAGGAAGACCAUGGCAAUAUGAUAGAAGGGAGUUCGACGAUAUGUUUCCUGAGGAGAUGCCAAGUGGAUUGCCACCAAUCAGAGGCAUCGAGCACCAGAUUAACGUUGUACCCGGAGCUGUCAUACCUAAUCGACCAGCUUACCGAAGCAAUUCCGAGGAGACGAAGGAGCUUCAGAAGCAAGUGGAGGAGUUGAUGAGCAAAGGUUAUGUCAGGGAGAGCAUGAGUCCAUGUGUUGUACCUGUUUUGUUGGUACCUAAGAAGGACGGGACUUGGAGAAUAGUUGUUUUCCUAGGAUUUGUGGUUAGUGCUAAUGGGGUAGAAGUUGAUGAAGAAAAGAUAAAAGUUAUACAAGAAUGGCCAACACCUAAGACUAUAACUGAAGUUAGAAGUUUUCAUGGAUUGGCUAGUUUUUAUAGGAGAUUUGUAAGAGAUUUUAGCACCAUCACCACACUGUUGACUGAAAUAGUAAAGAAGAGUGUAGGUUUCCAUUAGGGAGAAUCAUAGGAAGUUGCAUUUAACAUGAUUAAGGAUAAGUUAUGUAAAGCACCUGUUUUAGCAUUACCUAAUUUUGAUAAAACAUUCGAGGUUGAGUGUGAUGCAUCAGGGAUAGGUAUAGGAGCAGUAUUAAUGCAGGAAAGGAGGCCUAUUGCUUACUUUAGUGAAAAGUUGAGUGGAGCAGCAUUGAACUAUCUGACAUAUCACAAAGUGUUGUAUUCACUUGUUCGAGCUUUGGAGACUUGGCAGCACUACUUAUGGCCAAAGGAAUUCGUGAUACACACCGAUCAUGAAUCUUUGAAGCAUUUGAGAGGUCAAGGUAAGUUGAACAAAAGACAUGCGAGAUGGAUGGAGUUUAUUGAGACUUUUCCAUAUGUCAUCAAGUACAAACAAGGUAAUGAAAACAUAGUUGCUGAUGCAUUGUCUCGAAGGCAUGAAGGAUAUCUGUUUAAGGAAAAUAAGUUGUGCAUUCCUAAUUGUUCUUUGCGUGAAUUAUUGGUAAGGGAAGCACAUGGGGGUGGUUUAAUGGAACACUUUGGGGUUCAAAAGACCUUAGACAUGUUAGGAGAACAUUUUUAUUGGCCUAGAAUGCGACAUGACGUAGAGCAAAUAUGUGGAAAGUGCAUAACUUGUAAAAAGGCUAAGUCUAAGGUUCAACCUCAUGGAUUGUAUACUCCUUUGCCUGUGCCUAGUGAACCAUGGGUAGACAUAUCUAUGGAUUUUGUGUUAGGUUUGCCUAGGACAAAGAGGGGUAGGGAUUCAAUAUUUGUAGUGGUCGAUAGGUUUAGUAAGAUGGCACACUUUAUACCAUGUCAUAAAACUGACGAUGCUACUAAUAUUGCGGACUUGUUCUUUAAGGAAAUAGUACGUUUACACGGAGUGCCUAACAGUAUAGUGUCAGAUAGAGAUGUGAAAAUUUUGAGUCAUUUUUGGCGUGUUUUGUGGAGUAAGUUAGGAACUAAGUUAUUGUUUUCUACAACUUGUCACCCACAAACAGAUGGUCAAACUGAGGUGGUAAAUCGAACUAUGACACAAUUGCUUCGGACAGUGAUCAAUAGAAAUUUGAAAUCAUGGGAAGAGUGUUUACCAUUCAUAGAGUUUGCAUAUAAUCGAGCCAUACAUUAUUCUACUUCAUUUUCUCCUUUUGAGAUUGUUUAUGGUUUUUAUCCACUAACACCUAUGGAUUUAAUACCUUUACCUGUGCAUGAACGAGAUUGGGUCUGGGUGCAUUUUAGAAAGGAGCGUUUUCCAGAACAGAGGAAGUCGAAGUUGCAACCAAGAGGCGAUGGACCGUUUCAAGUCAUCGAGCGGAUCAACGACAAUGCCUACAAAGUGGACUUACUAGGUGAGUAUAAUGUUUCAGCUACUUUUAAUGUUGCUGAUCUAUCUCUUUUCGAUGUAGGUUCAGGUUCGAGGACGAAUCCUUUCGAAGAGGGAGGGGAUGAUAUGAAUCAAGGCACGUCUACAACCGAAGCGAGUCAAGCGACGAGUUACGAAAAGGAUCCAUUGAUAGUUGAAGGCAGACCGAUGACGCGAUCGAGGACGAAGCGAGUGAAAGAAGCGAUGGGAUUGCUUGUCAAGCAAACGAUCGAU